CUGAGCGCCGGGGGAUCUGUGUCCCUUCUGAAAAUGAGCUCGGUGUCUUCAGAAGUGUUUAAAGACCCACAAGUAUAUAAAUUAUGCUUUAUAUUCCCAAACGGAGACAAAUAUGAGGGUGACUGUACAAGGAUAUCUCCUGGAGUCUUUGAGAGAAAUGGAGCAGGGGUUCACACCACCCCCAAUGGAAUAAUUUAUACCGGAGCCUGGAAAGAUGACAAAAUGAAUGGACUUGGAAGACUCGAACAUUUUUCAGGAGCAGUAUAUGAAGGCGAGUUCAAGGAUAAUAUGUAUCAUGGAACAGGGACAUACACAUUCCCAAAUGGAGCAAAAUAUACUGGAAGUUUCAUAGAAAACAGGGUGGAAGGUAAGGGAGAAUAUACUGACAUUCGUGGAUUGGAAUGGAGUGGUACCUUUCAUUUCACAGCUGCUCCAGGGCUGAAACUAAAGCUACAAAUGUAGAAGGUCUUUAAGCUGAAGUAAUAAUGUUUAAGUUGAUGAUAUUCUUAAGCAAUUAUGGCCACGUGUUUCAUUAGAAGUUUCAUAUACUACUUACUGUACUAUGAGUUAUCCAAUAAAAUCAUCCAUUUA
Messenger RNA from Gracilinanus agilis (Agile Gracile Mouse Opossum), 591 nucleotides. It is a transcript of the gene MORN2, whose product is annotated as MORN repeat containing 2. The record is from RefSeq and is a predicted model, not a curated record. Lineage: Eukaryota; Metazoa; Chordata; Mammalia; Didelphimorphia; Didelphidae. Bases 34 to 462 code for a protein of 142 amino acids. The transcript is spliced from 5 exons.